Messenger RNA from Ananas comosus (pineapple), 1998 nucleotides. Its product is annotated as protein IQ-DOMAIN 1-like. The transcript has 6 exons. Bases 278 to 1684 code for a protein of 468 amino acids. The record is from RefSeq and is a predicted model, not a curated record. Lineage: Eukaryota; Viridiplantae; Streptophyta; Magnoliopsida; Poales; Bromeliaceae. Gene Ontology annotation, molecular function: protein binding.
UGCGCGUAAUCCCGGUCUCUCUCCGUUUCCUCCCCCGUCUCCUUUUCUCUCUCCUCCCCCUCCGUCGCCUUUUUUUGAAGAAGAGGUAGAGCGAGAGAGAAAGCAAGCGUUCGAUUCCUCUUUCGUGUAGAGAGAGAGAGAGAGAGAGAGAGAGAGAGAGAGGAGAAGGGGAAAGGUGAUCGCUUUGGGGAUCGGCGAUGGGGAAAUGAGCUAAAGGUUCAAGUAGAGAAAAAAAUAAAAUAAAAGGUUAUAAAAAUAAGAAGAAUUAGAGAGAGAGAUGGGCAGGACGAAUAAGUGGUUUGCUGCUGUGAAGAAAAUUUUUAGCUGCGAAUCCAAGGAAAACAAAUCCAAGAGCAAGUCUAAGAAGAGAUGGUUUGGAAAAGUGAAGCACUCGGAGCCGCCGCCUACGGAAUCGGCGGCAAGUGAUGGUCCAUUACCACCACAACCCCCUCCUCCUAUUCCCUCUGAGGAGAUUAAGGAAGUUAGAUUGACGAGUGCGGAGAAUGAACAGAACAAGCACGUGUACUCUGUUGCGCUUGCUUCGGCUGUCGCAGCUGAGGCCGCUGCUGUGGCCGCUCAAGCCGCUGCUGAGGUUGUUAGGCUCACCGCCACGACUAGGGUUUCGGCUAAAUCGCGAGAGGAGGUUGCUGCAAUCAAGAUCCAGACCGCUUUCCGAGGGUACAAGGCGAGGAGAGCUUUGCGGGCCUUGAGAGGACUUGUCAGGCUGAAGUCCCUGGUCGACGGAAAUGCCGUGAGGCGUCAGACGGCAAACGCCUUACGUUCCAUGCAGACACUGGCAAGACUUCAAUCACAGAUUCGUUCUAGGAGAAUACGAAUGUCCGAAGAAAAUCUGGCUCUUCAGAGACAGCUUCAGCUGAAACGUGAAAGGGAACUCGAGAAAUUGAAGAUUGGUGAGAAUUGGGAUGACAGUCUUCAAUCGAAAGAGAAAAUCGAAGCCAAUCUCUUAAGCAAGCACGAAGCUGCAAUAAGAAGAGAGAGGACGCUCGCUUAUGCGUUUUCUCAUCAGUGGAAAAACACUUCCCGAACCGCCAACCCGACAUUCAUCGACCCCAACAACCCGCAGUGGGGCUGGAGCUGGCUCGAGCGGUGGAUGGCCGUGAGGCCCUGGGAAAGCCACACUACGCCAAAUAAAGCACCGGACAAUGUCGCCGCUCUUGCAAAAGAGGACAAUAACAAACCAUUCAUCGAUCGAACCCCUUCCGCGCGCCACAGACCGGCCCGUCCACCCAGCCGGCAAUCCCCUUCGACCCCCCCAUCAACGACACGAAAGAUCAAACCGAUGAGUCCGAGAAGCGGCCGGUGGGCCGCAGAGGACGAUUUGCGCAGCAUGCACAGCGUGCAAUCGGAACGGCCCAGAAGGCACAGUUUAGGAGGAGUGUUCGUGUCUUCUGUAAGGGACGACGACAGUCUGGCGAGCUCACCAGCUGUCCCGGGCUACAUGCAGUCGACAGAGUCUGCACGGGCCAAGGCCCGGUUCUACAGCUUGUUAAGCGAUAAGACUGAUACUCCCGAGAAGGGGGCCGUGUGCUCCGCGAAGAAGCGGCUAUCUUUUCCGGCGAUGGAUAAGCCCGGCUUGACGUCCCCGGGGAAGGGUGCGCGGCGGCACUCUGGCCCCCCUAAGCUAGAAAUUGCCUCAAUAACAAGCAAUGGAGAGAACAAGUAGAUCACUUCGGCUCCUCUAUUUAUUGCCUGAUUGUCGUGUUGUGUGUGGGAUUUUCCUCGGCUGAGAGGUUUGUUUCAUUGGCAAAAAAAGGAUGUUUGUGAAAUGUUUCUAACUGUGAUUUCGUGUCGUUGAUCACGUCGAGUUGUUGCGGUGUUUUUGUGCGCUUUCGCUUUUAAUCGAUGUACAUAGUGGUGUUUGUUUGGAUUGUGUAUGCUGAGAAUGGUUGGUUGUUGGGUGUUUGCAGAGUUAUGUUUAGUGUACUAACUAUUAAGUGUUAACAACUAAAACUUAGAUAAUUGUACCUUUAAUUUUUA